This is a messenger RNA of Cotesia congregata, 1335 nucleotides long. The record is from the annotation of a GenBank genome assembly. Lineage: Eukaryota; Metazoa; Arthropoda; Insecta; Hymenoptera; Braconidae.
AUGGAGAAUACGUACAGCAUCACUGUAACUAACAAAUUUUUGUUGGCCCUGGACGAAGAUGAGGAUCCUUUGGAGUUGCUGAAAGUUCGCGAACAAGAGAAGGAAGCCAAAAAGAAGGAAAAACUCUCUGAGAAGGAGAACAAAAGUAAGCAACCUGAGGCACCAGCCAAAACUCCUGGCGUGAAACCCCAAAAAAGCCGCGUUAUCAAGGAUGCGCAACAGCAGCAGGCGAAGCCUAACCAGGAGUUGAAAAAGGAUCAAGUUGAGAAAAAACCAGCUCAGCCGCGUUCAGGCGGUGAUCGCAACGUUAAAUUCUCCGGCGAGUCUCGAGAGGAUCACAACAACAGACGUAACCGUGAAGACGGUGAUCGUCCCCCUCGUGCUCAAGGAGAGUACAGACGAGGACCUUCCGGUGAGGGCCGAGAAAACCGAGAGUUCCGUGGUCCAAACGAUGGCCCACGCGGUGACUUUGGUGAACGUAGACCAGCACGUGGUGGUCCUCGUGGUGGUGGAACUGGAGAAAGGGGCUUAGGCCCACGUGGUGGACGUGGAGGAGGAUCACGCGGUCAUCGCAGUGGUUUUGACAAUCGCGGCAAACGGGAAUUUGAUCGUCAAUCUGGUUCUGAUAGAACGCAUGCUUACAGUGGAGUCAAACCAGUUGACAAGAAAGACGGCGCUGGUAGCCACAACUGGGGAUCUCACAACGAUGACAUUGCAGAAACUCUCAACCAGGAAAACAAUGAAGACUGGAGCAACUUGGACAAGCCUGAAGAAGUGCCAACGACUUCAACGGAGGCUAAAGACUCAACAGAAGCACCGGCUAGCGCUGGAGAUGCUUCUGCUGAAGAAAAGCCCGCUGAAGAAGAGACCAAGGAGCUCACUUAUGAUGAAUGGAAGGCCUUGCGUGGAAAUCGUGCUAAGCCGACUUACAACUUGCGUAAAGCCGGAGAAGGCGAAGACUUGACUCGCUGGAAGAAAAUGUACGCUUUGGAAAAGAAGAAGGAAGGCGCCGAGGAGGAAGAAGAUGAAGAAGAAGAGUACGACGCCGCUGCUGAGUAUCCUCAACGCGUUGGCAGGCAAAAACGCGUUUAUGAAAUUGAGAUUCAGUUCAGCGACUCACGGCGUGGCGCUGGAGGACGUGGUGGCCGUGGAGGACGUGGUCGCGGUGACCGCAUGAAUGGUCGCGGUUUCGGUGGUAACCGUGGUGGAAUGAGCCGAGAUGAUAAUCGUAUUGCUGCUGCUCCAGCUCCAGUAGUAGAGCAGAGAUCACCACGUGGACGUCCCCAGAACGCACCCAAGGUUGAUGACGAGCACGACUUCCCGUCAUUGGGUUAA